AUGUUUCGGACCACCACAGUACUGUUAUUAAUUUGUUUCAUUUUGACAAAAGAAGCAGGAGCGCGCACGGUCUUAAAAUUUACCAAUGCCAAAUGUGAGUCCUUCAACAAAUCCUGGGCGGUGAUCAAUGAGUGUCGAUUGCGCGCAUUUAAACGAAACCUCGUGGGAUUGAAUAUAAAUAUAACUCUGUUGCAUCCAGCUCAUGAUAUUAAGUUGGCUAUAGUCUUCCUGAAGAGAGCUAAUGGCUAUAAGCCAUUCGUUUUGAACACCACACUGAACGCUUGCGAAUAUAUCCUUAAGAAGAAUAAUCCUGUCGCCAAUUUGGUAUAUCCGCUAUUUAGAGAUUUCAGCAAUAUAAACCACACUUGUCCCUAUGUGGGUGAUCAAAUUUUGAAAAACUUUUAUACCAGAACUGAAUUAUUUCGAGUGAUCUUUCCUAAUGGAGAUUACGUUGUGCUCUUGAGCUGGAUACUGAGAAAUAUCAAAACUUUUACUACCGAUGUAUAUUUUACCGUGAUGACGACAUAA
Molecule: messenger RNA, 528 nt
Organism: Ceratitis capitata (Mediterranean fruit fly)
Lineage: Eukaryota; Metazoa; Arthropoda; Insecta; Diptera; Tephritidae
Exons: 4
Coding region: 1-528 (175 amino acids)
Source: RefSeq, a predicted model, not a curated record